This is a messenger RNA of Erpetoichthys calabaricus (reedfish), 3287 nucleotides long. RefSeq names its product coiled-coil domain containing 181 (gene ccdc181). The transcript has 7 exons. Gene Ontology annotation, molecular function: microtubule binding. The record is from RefSeq and is a predicted model, not a curated record. NCBI's taxonomy places the organism in Eukaryota, Metazoa, Chordata, Cladistia, Polypteriformes, Polypteridae. Bases 243 to 1643 code for a protein of 466 amino acids.
GCUGCCGCACAUAAGAGGAUUGCUCACAUUCUGUCGUCUAGCCUGUAACCAGAUUACAGAAGUGCAGCUAAAAAGAAAGGGCCCAAUAAACGACGGCGACAGAAAAUCAAGAGAAGCCCCUGUGAACACUUUCACGAAUUAAGACUUCAUAGUUUGGAUCAGUUUCUGCUGCAAUAUUGUGGAGGGAAUGCUGGGAUAGUAAGUUAUUCAAAUAUGGCGAUUGCAUUUUAGAACAUUAUAGGAUGUCUGAGAAAGGGACAGACCAGACUAUACAUGAGGAGUAUGAAGAUGACUUUGAAAAAGACUUGGACUGGCUAAUUAAUGAAGAAAACAAAGCUGAUCAUAUAGAGGAACAUGAGAAUAAAAAUUUUGAAGCUUUAAUUGAUGAAGAACUAGCAGAGGAGGGAGCAGAUCAUUCAGGGAAAUUGAAAAAAAAUAAAGAUUUUGAUAGUGAAGACACAAGAAAUGGAGGCCAAGAACCACCUCCUGAAAUUGAGGGUUCGUUUCUGAGGGGAGAGAAAAAUACUGCACAUUCUGAUGAAGAAGCAAAGAAAUAUAUUACAGAGAAGAUUGAGCAAGCCAAUCGGCAGCUUGAAGAUGAAGGACCAGCUGAUGAAAAUCGCGAGCGACGCCUAAAAUUCAAGGACAAUUUAGUUGACUUAGUUGCUCCACCAGCAGAUUAUGUUGAAGGUGAUGAAAAUGAAGGGGACAGAGUCACAGGGCAAAUGUCAGAGUUACAAAUAUCUGCAGGAUCCCCACAGAGAAGCAAAGAUGGUCAAUCGAAAGACAGCAAAGUGCUUAUUGAAAAAGAUGGGAAGUUUGACCUGGUGAGCCUCAAUGACAUUGAAAGCCAGGGCCUACUUCCCCCAAUACCUGGUGCCUCAAGUGAUGGUGAACAAAAACAAAUGUCUCCAAGGCCUUUGCCAGAUGGUAGUGGUGCUGAUUGGUGCCCAGUGCAUGGAAGAAGAGUAGAUUCUGAUGCUUAUUCUCCCAAACCACCUUCAUUUCCUCCCAGGGGUCGACCUAGUUCAGCUCACAAUAUCCUAGGGACCACUUGGAAAAGACCAUCAACUCGAAGGGCACAUUCUGCGCAAAGUACCUUUGCAUUAACUCUUGAGCAAAAAGAACACCAGAAACAACUUGAACAAAGGAGGGAAAGGCUCAGAAAAGAGGAAGAAGCUAGAAAAAAGGAAGAGGAAGAUAUUAGAAGGCAACAAAAUGAAAUUGCUUUCAAAGCAUGGUUAGUAAGAAAGAGAAACAUGCUGCAAGAGGAACGGCGAAUACAGAUGGCCAAGGAAAUAGAACGGAUAAACAACACGCAGGAAAUGCCAGAUCCACAGGAAGCUUAUAAACAUUGGCUGAGGAAGAAAAAUCAACAGCAGUCAAAGGAGCGGCAGGUUGAAGAAAUUAGAAGGCAAGAAGAAGAAAACGCUAUGUAUAUUCAUGGAAGAGAAGAGUGUGAAAGGGCAUUUAAAGUAUGGCUUAAAAGGAAGAAAGCAGAAAAGAGAUCGGAGAGGCAAACAGUGAAAGACCGCUCCAGAAGGCUUCUUACUGAAGCCAGGAGAGCAAAGAGAAUGCGAGAUUUGUUCUACACUAUCAGCGAAGCAAAAUUGUUUAAAUUUGUAAACCAGAAUGACUUCUAAGUAUUAAAAAAACUUGUGUGAUCUCCAGUUGAAUAUAUAAGUGAUGGAUAAAAACUAAUCCACUGUGUCAGCCUAGCCAAACAAAAAUUAAACUUUAAUCAGAGAAAGCUGAAAUAGAAACUGAUUUGUACUGUAUUUCAAUGAUAAUGGAAGUAUUGCAUAAAGAUUUUUAAUCAACAAUCAUAAUAAUACAAGAAAGCAAAUUAUAUUCUCACAAGUCUAUUUCUUAUUUGUAUCUUUCCAAGAUUAUACAUAAGAGGUAAGCAAGAACGAUAGUAUCAACUUAGGAACUCCUGUUUGUAGCCAGCUCGGGAGAAAUCACAUCUGUUUUAUGUAUCUUAGUGUUACAAUCUGAAUAAUAUCUUUACUUAGUGAACAAAAUUGUCAUCCAGAGUUUAAUAAUAGAGCAUUCAGUAUUUGUGAUGUAAGUAAAUGAUACAUUACAUAUUCCAUGUUUGGAGUAUUAAUUGACCAUUAGAGCUAUUUAUAUGUUGCCACACAUUUUUUUUAGCAUGUUAAAUACAUCUUUAGUUAAUUUUAAGGGAGAUUUCAUUAAGGACAUGUUACAACACAUCAGACAUUCAGUCAUGAGAAUCUCAUUCUGUUAAGAUCUUCUGUGCAUUCUGUCACAUUCCUUAUCUUCUAAUAAUAAUAAUCAUGGGGGCUGAUAAGACAUCACAACUGGGCAAGAGCUGUUUCAUUUAAACUAGUGGUGAAUCACUCCUUCCACAGUCAAUCUGAUUUGACCAAUAGGUACUUUCUCCAAACUAUUGAAUCAGUAAUCUGUCAUGUGGGUAAUAACAUGGACUUGCAUUUUAGAAUGCUGAUUUCCAAGAAAGUAAUUUGUGUUUAAUUUGACAUUUGAUUACUGUCCUAUCUGAAAGGCUAUUUAAAAAGGGAAAAAGUAUUGCAUUUUUGUCACCUUCAUGUCUCAUGUUGUGCACCUUGCACUGCAGAGCAAAACAAAAAGAGUAUCACAGCAGUUUUGGGUCACUAGUUUUAUUUCUUAAUAUUGUGAACUUAGCAAUAUGACUUAGGUUUGACCCUUUGAGCAGUUUAAUCAAGUGCAGAUACAGAAGCAGGUACUGUUUAUUUGUAUUGCAUUGUCUUGUUGAUGAUUUGCAGAAUUUGCACUAAAAUAUAUUUACCCGGACUCACACAUCAAUGUUUGUGGAUUACCAAAAAUGUCAAAUUUAACCAAUUUUUAAUAAUAUGCUAAUAUAGCUAUGAAAAUAAUUCAGAUCACAAUGGGGAUAGAAAUUCUUAUUUCAGGCAUUAAUGUAUCAUUAAGAGAUUUGAGGUGCAUUAAUACAUUCAUAUGGUCCAUAAGGCUGGUUUCUGUCUUGAAUUCAGUGCUGCAGGGACAGGCUGCAGAACCCAGCAACCCUGAAUUAGAAUAAGCAUUUUUGAGAAGAGACUGUGUUAAAUAUCUAACAUUUUUGAAGAAUGUUUGAAAUGUAGUACAGGGCCAGUGCCUUCAGAUAAGCAGACAUCUGAAAUAAAAUAUAAAACAUCUUGUAUGAACUUACGGAUAAUGUCAUAGGAGAAGAGAAACUAUGACCAAUGUGACACAUGAGAAGUUGAAGUCUAAAAUGCAUGAUUCACUUUUUUUAUUCAGAUAAAUAAAAUAUAUAUAUGGAACAA